AUGUCUAAGGCUAAACAAUCGGCCGCGAAUACAAAUGCGGUACCAUGCCUCGCGACUGCCGACGAUGCUCUAGGUUUUCUGAAUCAACAAUGCAAUACUGAGAGCUCGCCAAGGGGUUUGGCUCACAUUCGUCAUAAGGUCGAUCGGCGAAUCUUGCCUUUCAUGUUUUGCUGCUACUUUUUGCAAUUCAUCGACAAAGUGAUGUACAAUUAUGCAGGCGUCAUGGGAAUGAAAGGCGAUCUCAAUUUGAGAGGAAACGACUUCAGCAACGGGGCAAGUGCGUUCUUCAUCGCAUAUCUAGUCGCGGAAGUCCCCAACGUAUACUUUCUUCAAAAGGUUCCUCCGGCGAAAUGGCUAGGUAUCAAUGUGAUCUGCUGGGGUAUCGCUGCUGCUGCUGCCGCCGGAGCCAAGGAUUACACCACGCUCCUGGUCGCGAGGAUAUUCCUGGGUAUAUUCGAGGCCACUGUCGGGCCGUCGCUAAUGCUGAUCAGCAGCCAAUAUUACACAAAGUCUGAGCAAGCACCCAGAUUUACAUUUUGGUUCUUGGGCCUUGGAGUGGCGCAGAUCAUUGGCGGGAUAAUAUCAUUUGGCUUCCAGCAUGUUCACAGCAGAUUCGCGAGCUGGAGAAGCAUGUUUCUGGUUAUGGGACUGCUAACGGUGGUGGUCGGCUUCGGUACUUUUUUCUUUCUCCCCGACACACCUAUGAAGGCGAAGUGGUUAUCCGACGACGAAAAAGUCGCUCUUUUGCAGCACACACGGGUCAAUCAAACCGGUAUCCGCAACAGCAAAUUCAACACAAGACAAAUUCUCGAAGCAGUGAUGGACGUCCAAGUAUGGUUGUUUUGCUUAAUGCUCGCCUUGCAAGCGGUCUCUAGUGGGGUCGUCAUAGCAUAUUCGUCAACCCUCAUAGCUGGCUUUGGCUUCGGAGGACCAAUCGCUGCCCUUCUUAAUGCUCCAUCUGGCAUUGUCAGCAUUACAUUCACACUCCUCGUCGGCAUCGGUAUUCGCAAGGCUUCGAAUCGAUGGGCCUGGGUAUUUAUCUGCAGUAUUCCUGGAAUCAUUGGUGGCGGGCUUAUGUCCUUCCUUCCAAAGAGCAAUCGAGCCGGUGUGCUAGCUGGGAUAUACUUGGUUAAUGCAAUUGUGGCCCCGGCUCCGGUAAUCUACCAUUGGGUGGCAGCUAAUUGCGCAGGAUAUACCAAGCGUGCAUUCGCAAGUGCUGCAGUCGCAGGGUUCUUUUGCGUUGGCAACAUUAUUGGGCCACAAACUUUCCAGGCUCGAGAGGCUCCUGAGUAUCGAUCGGCUAAGAUAUCAGUCCUCGCGACUCAAGCAGCUUCUGCAGUCCUGGCGGUUGUUCUCUUCGCGUACUAUGUGAAAGAGAACAGACGUCGAGACCGUCUACAAACAUCCAGUGGCAACGAGUAUCAAAUCAGUGAUGAGGCAGCUUGGGGUGGUCUGACAGAUAAAGAGAACAAAAACUUCCGAUAUGUUUAUUGA
This is a messenger RNA of Penicillium daleae, 1494 nucleotides long. Its product is annotated as allantoate permease. Gene Ontology annotation, biological process: transmembrane transport. Gene Ontology annotation, molecular function: transmembrane transporter activity. The record is from RefSeq and is a predicted model, not a curated record. Gene Ontology annotation, cellular component: membrane. The coding region runs from base 1 to 1494 and encodes 497 amino acids. The transcript has 4 exons. NCBI's taxonomy places the organism in Eukaryota, Fungi, Ascomycota, Eurotiomycetes, Eurotiales, Aspergillaceae.